This is a messenger RNA of Arabis nemorensis, 822 nucleotides long. The record is from the annotation of a GenBank genome assembly. Lineage: Eukaryota; Viridiplantae; Streptophyta; Magnoliopsida; Brassicales; Brassicaceae.
AUGGUCGUCUGUAACUGCUUCCUCCAAGCUCCACCUCUCUCUCGUUUUUUACUACCGGUUUUCUCUCGCCGUGCUACGAAUAUCUCCUCGGGUUUUGGUCGGCUCAAAGCCACCGUCAUGUUCUCCUCCGCCGUGAACCGGACCGGACCUGUGACAUCUCCGGUCCGGGCUGAAGUAAAACGCGUCUCACGCAAAGACGAUGCCGUAGCUUUGGCUUCUGAUCUUCAAUUUGAGACGCCUCUGAAGAUUGUUGAGUAUCCGGAUCCUAUAUUACGAGCUAAGAACAAGAAGAUUGGUGUUUUUGAUGAGAAUUUGAAGAACUUGGUCGAUGCUAUGUUUGAUGUUAUGUACAAAACGGAUGGCAUCGGGCUCUCAGCACCACAAGUAGGUCUCAAUGUUCAACUCAUGGUGUUUAAUCCGGCUGGGGAGCCUGGUGAAGGAGAAGAAAUUGUUCUUGUGAAUCCGAAAAUCAAUAAAUAUUCUGAUAAGUUAGUGCCAUUUGAUGAAGGAUGCCUAUCCUUCCCAGGGAUCUAUGCUGAAGUAGUUCGACCACAAUCUGUCAAGAUUGAUGCACGGGACAUUACUGGUGCCAGAUUUUCAAUCAGUCUAUCACGUUUACCUGCACGAAUCUUUCAGCACGAAUACGACCAUCUCGAGGGAGUUCUCUUCUUUGACAGAAUGACGGAUCAAGUUCUUGACAGCAUUCGUGAAGAGCUAGAGGCCCUAGAAAAGAAGUACGAAGAAAAAACUGGAUUGCCUAGCCCUGAGAGAGUACAAGCACGACAAAAAAGGAAAGCAGGAGUUGGUUUUGGCAAACGUUGA